Messenger RNA from Hydatigera taeniaeformis, 3045 nucleotides. The record is from the annotation of a GenBank genome assembly. Lineage: Eukaryota; Metazoa; Platyhelminthes; Cestoda; Cyclophyllidea; Taeniidae.
AUGUCCAACACACCAUUCGGUGCACCCCAGAUCGUUCAACCUCCUGCCACCUCCGUAUCCACUAUCACCACAACCACAACGACACCGGGAGGGGCUCAAACUACCAAUGCAAACGCCACAAACGCUGGAAAGAAAACAAAUGCAAAAGAGCCUGGAACCCCGCUGAAACCGGUAUGCCUGCCUGCUGGAAGAUAUGAGUUCCGAGAUAAUGGAAUUUACAUCGGUGAGUGGUUGGACGAAAAGGCUGUGGGACUGGGUCUCAUAACAAAGGACAAAUCACAGGGCGAAUACACGGGUCUGUGGGACGCGGGAUCGGAAAAAUCGGGUGUUUUCCUUUGGCCCAACGCCCCAGGAGCAAUGUAUGAGGGGGAGUGGGCAAUGAAUCGACGCAAUGGAUUUGGCGUAUUCAAUCGAGAGGAUUGGGUGAUAAUGGGCAAGUUCGAGGACGACUUCAUCACCAUGGGAGUUAAAGGAAAGGACAACGCACCAGGCAAAUUCGAGGGCAGAUUCGAGAAUGGAUUUCCGGCCUUUGGUGUCGAGACCUAUGGAGAUAAAGGGACUUAUUGCGGCGAGUACAAGAACGGCAUUCGUGAGGGUCUGGGUGUGCGUCGCUCCAUAACUUAUGGCGAGGUUCUGGAGCUCUAUCCCGAGAUCAAGAAGGCCUCCAACUCCAGCAAAUUGGAAGACCUUCGUAAACGUGGCAAAUUACCCUCUCCAUUGAACAUUAAUUUGGAUCGUCGCAUGUCCCUCGAUCAGGGCUCCAUCGAUGUACCCUGUGAUGUGGUUUGGAGCGGUGAGAAUACUACAGACGGCGUCGACGGAACAGUGGAUGGUGAAGAGUACGAUCCAGAGCCCUAUACGGCUCCUCGAGAUACCACAAGCUACUUGGAAUGUACAAUGGGACAUCGACAUCACAAUGUCACAUAUAGAUUGAUGGUAGCACAGCGAUGUGGAUUCAUGUUGUCAUCGAAACGCUCCGAGCUGUUUAUAAAACGCUUGAACAAGUUGAAGCAUCCCCGAAUUAAUCCCUUCGGCUGUACAACACCCGAAGCAACAGAACGAAAACGAACCCAAUCGCUGUCAAUGCUGUUUACAUAUCCUGAGGAGACAAUGCCAACCCUGCCAACGAGCUAUGUUAGGCAGAUCAAGGACAUGUAUACGUCCUCCAAUUCUUUGCCUAAGAUUGUUCCUGCGGAAAGUGAUACGCUGGAGCUAGAUCUCAUAGCCGAUGACACCGUGGAAGUGUAUUCAGGUGAAUGGUUCUCCGACGCUCGUCAUGGGUUUGGUGUCUGUGAGCGUACUGAUGGACUGGCCUACUAUGGUCAGUGGUUUAAGAAUCAGCGUCAUGGCUUCGGUCAUACUCGAUUUCCUGAUGGCACUUUUGAACAGGGCAAGUACCACAACGGGAAGUUGGUGUACUUGGCCCUGCCAGCAGGCAAUAAGCCUCACAUGGUGCUCUACAAUCGACAUGUCAUGCAAGAAGUUCAAAAAACGAUGCAGAGGGCAAUGCUAGCUGGCGAACAGGCGCAAAAGAAGGCAAUUGAGGCGAGGGAACAAGUCAGUAUGAAGGUGCUGGACUACAUCGAGAAGGCCAAAGCUGCUGCCAACUGCGCUCGCGAGUACUCUUUGGAAGCGCGGGAACUGGUGCGAGAGAUGUAUCCCGACUUCGAGCAACCGGGUAUUAAGUACCUCGAGGACAUAGUUCGAAUGAUGCGAGUCACACGGCAGGGCAGUCCCACCUUCGAAGCAGCCCUACAGUCAGCCAAAGACGUUGUAGCAGGAAUCGUUCGCGGUUUGACACGAGGAGGAGGGGAAGACGAUGAGGAAGAGGAGGCAGCAAAUCAACCCGAAGAGGAUUUGACUCUACCACCUAAAUUUUCAUCGCAACUUCGAGAACUGCAGGAGAAAAAGUUGCUCAUGUCGAGAGCAGGUUCAGUGCGAGCUCAGAGACGUGCUAGAGCCGUCAAAUUGGCUGAAGAGUUGAGACGCAGAGAGCGUCUCCUAAUGGGUGAGGACCCCAAAUCCGUGAUGGCAGCUACCAAUGCAGAAGCACAGCGUCAACAGCUACAAGCUCAGCAACAGGCGGACGCCGCAAAAAGGCGCGCCGCCACUGCCAUGGCCAGUGUAGCCGCUGUACAACAGUCAACGUCAGAAGCGGAACGAAGGAUUGCAGCGGAACGUGGCAUUAGUGCUGAGCGGGCAGACAGAUGGACAACAGAAAUGUUGCCUACAUCGGAACGGAGACAACAGAAGGCGCCACUGAAUGCCAGCGGAAAGGCGGACACAGCACCCGGGGCAUUUCUGCAUGUUCCAGGUGUAAAACGGAAUUAUACAACGAGACGAAGGAAUGAAGCCUCCGGUCUGGAUGAACCUGAUGGAUCGUAUGUUGAGAUUCCUGACAUGAAUGAAUUGGAGCAUCAAUACGAAAUUCCCGCCUGUCCACUUACAAAACUGCUAGCCAAUCCAACGUUGUUUAGCAACCACUUUGACUACUACACCACCUUGCCUCCACCCAUUGCUGUAACAGCCACAGCAACUACUGGACUGCAUCAGGCACGUCUCACACGGCCCGAAGUACUGGUUCAACCGGAGAAGAUCAUGUCCGCGUCCAUGGAAUAUGCGUCUGUGUCAAAAGAGGCCGCCUCACCAGCAGAUAGUGAUACCUUCGGAUUCCUCUCGAAACUCGCCUUCUGGUCCUGGGGCAAAAAUGAGGAAAAUUUGAAAGACCGCGAAGGCGUGACCCCUGGCCCCUCUGAGAACGGUUUCCCUUCCACAUCGACCUCCAUAACCUCCUUCAGUCAGAUGGUCCCCGAAUCACAGGGAAGUGGCGCAGGUGCCGUGCAAUUAAUGUCCCGGGGACUGGUGGAUAAUCCGCAGAAUCAACUCAUUCCCACCACCGAUAGCAGUCAUUCGCUUCAACAGGUCACCGAUAUUUUCGAUUGGUUUCGCUCCAACCUUUCGCUAAUCGCUAUCAUCUGUUUCAACUUUUUCCUUCUCCACGUCUUCUUCGCACACAUGAGCCAAAGCGAAGAAAAUGGCGCCUAA